AUGUCUGAAAGUGUACCUCCACGCGUCCAGGCACAGCCCAAUGGAAAGGCACCAGAGCAGCACAGUGAACCCCAAGCUGACCAAGAAUCAAGCACCGUCGGCUUUCGUCCUCACCAUGAGCUCAUCACCGUUCAGCCUGCUCGUCUGGAUGAUUUGCAACCUAGAUAUGCACAGGUUCUUCAGCCUGAUGUAGAUAACCCGGACGCUCACAGCUGGUACUCCGGCUUUAUACACGGUUUGGGAGAAAUUAUUGGUACCCUAGGAGCUAUACCUUGUUGCUUCUGCUGCCCGAACCCCUUCACGCCUGUCAACCAAGGUCAGGUUGGACUGGUGACCAAGUUCGGUCGUUUUGAGCGCGCUGUCGACCCAGGUCUCGUUAAGAUCAAUCCGCUCAGCGAGAACCUAACGACCAUCGACGUCAAGAUCCAGAUCGUCGAGGUGCCUCGUCAAGUCUGCAUGACCAAGGAUAACGUCACUCUCCAUCUGACUUCAGUCAUCUACUAUCAAAUCACCUCCCCACACAAGGCUGCGUUUGGUAUUACCGAUAUCCGCCAGGCGCUUGUCGAGAGGACCCAAACUACUCUUCGCCAUGUUGUCGGUGCUCGCGUGUUGCAGGAUGUUAUCGAACGUCGCGAGGAACUUGCUCAGUCUAUCGGAGAGAUCAUCGAAGGUGUUGCUGGCGGAUGGGGUGUCCAGGUCGAAUCGAUGUUGAUCAAGGAUAUCAUCUUCAGCAACGAGUUGCAGGAAUCUCUCUCCAUGGCUGCUCAGUCCAAGCGAAUCGGUGAGAGUAAGGUCAUUGCUGCGCGCGCCGAAGUCGAGGCUGCCAAGCUCAUGAGAGCCGCUGCCGAUAUCCUGUCCUCUGCACCUGCGAUGCAGAUCCGAUACCUCGAUACUAUGCAGGCAAUGGCCAAGAGCGCAAACUCCAAGGUCAUUUUCCUCCCUGCCGCAAACAACCAGGCCGCCAUGCAAGCAGCCCUGGCCAGCGAAGGAGCUGGGGAGGGAUCAAGCCGCCACGUCAACCCCAACCCCUUUGAACAGGACGGAGGUGAUGGCUUCCAAACCGCCAUGAACGCUCACGUGGUAGAGAAUAUCUAA
Molecule: messenger RNA, 1095 nt
Organism: Arthroderma uncinatum
Lineage: Eukaryota; Fungi; Ascomycota; Eurotiomycetes; Onygenales; Arthrodermataceae
Product: stomatin family protein
Exons: 4
Coding region: 1-1095 (364 amino acids)
Cellular component (GO): plasma membrane
Source: RefSeq, a predicted model, not a curated record